AUGGCCAUACCACCAGGAAAAAAUGACAGUAAAUCUAAACAACAUGCAGCUGGUGCGAGAUUCCGUCAACGGAAAAUCUCCGUUAAACAACCACUCCAUAUUUACAAGCAAAAAGAUUUACCUUCACUAGAUGCUUCAGAACUAGAACCCAGUCAAGUCCACCACCUACAUAGCAGCAACAAUAUCGGACAACCACCACGAGAUAUUCAUGCUGUCGAGACCGGUGUUGACAAGAAUGAAGAAGAAGAGGUGCAUCUACAAAAGGUAAUCAAUGCGGCUCAGCGAGCAUUAUCGAGUCUAAGUGCAAACAAUUUAAAAGAUUCCACUAAUAACGACAACGAUAACAACAACAACAACAAUAAUAAUAAUAAUAAUAACAACAGUAAUGUUAAUGAAAAGGAUUUAUAUAUCCCAACGCCAGAUGCGUCCAAGACCUGGGCUGAUGCUAAGAAGUACUAUGAGGAUCAGAGUUUUAAACAACCUGAGUCCUAUAUCAAGUUUAGCGCCACAGUGGAGGACACCGUUGGUGUUGAGUACAAUAUGGACGAAGAAGAUGAAACAUUUUACAAUGAAGUGUUACUGAAGAUUGCACCCCUUGGAAUCAAAAAGAAAGCCGACCAGAGUCUGCAGAAAUGCUCUGAAUUAGAGUUUGAAACCGUUUGUGACCGCUUUGAAAAGACAAUUGAAAGCCGACAACCAUUUUUGUCAAUGGACCCCUCAAACAUACUAUCAUACGAAGAAAUCUCUGGUUACAUUAUAGACCAAUUCCAGUGCACUGUCAAGACAAGCAAUCCUUAUGUCGAGACUAGUGGAGGCAAUUUGGAGUACCUUUCAACAUCCACCUUGAAAGAACGGCUUUCAAAGGAAAUCAAUUUCAAACCAUACACCACUAUAUUUGACAAAGAUCAACAGCACACAAACCCAGUUCGUCCAAUCACUAAAUUGCUCGAGCAUUUUGGUAAACCAAUUUACGAGCAUUGGAAGAAUAGAAAGAUUGCACGAAAAGGUAGAAGCAUACAACCAACAUUACGUUUCGAAGACCCAAAUGCUAAUGAAAAGGAUAAUGAUAACGAUCCAUACAUUUGCUUUCGAAGAAGAGAGUUUCGUCAAAUUAGAAAGACGCGACGAGCGGAUACUGUUGGCGCCGAGCGGAUUCGUCUAUUGCAGAAAUCUUUACAUCGUGCAAGAGACCUUAUCAUGGGCGUUUGUGAGCGAGAGCUUUUGAAUCUCAACAAUUUGCUGGCAGAGGCUGAGAUUUUCAAGGUUCGUUGUCAAGCCAAGGGUGUCAAGAGAGAGCUUGGUAUCAAAGGUGAUGAUUACUUGUAUUUUCCACAUAAAAAACGGAAACUUGUUAAAGCAAAGGAAGAAGAAGAAGAAAAGGAGAAGGAGAAACGGAAGGAAAAGAAGAAGCAAGAAACCGAAGCUGCUGCAGAAAAGAAACAACAGCAACUGCAGCAACUGCAACAGCAACAACAACAACAACAACAGCAGCUGCAGCAGCAACUGCUGCCACAACAACUGCAACAACAGCAACUGCCACAACAACUGCAGCAGCAGCAACCCCAACAACUGCAACAGCUGCAACAACAAGAAGGUGCUGCAUCGAACCAGCCAUAUAUCAAACUUCCUGCAGCAAAAGUUCCAGAUAUGGAUCUUGUUACUGUGUCUGUGGUCUUAAAAGAAAAGAACGAUACUAUCAAACGCGCUGUAUUUGAAAAGCUUCGCAAAAGGAAAGAACAGGAUAAAGGUUUUAUCAACCUCACUGAUGAUCCCUAUGAACCCAUUUUUGAUAUUUCAACCAACGACCAUGCAGUGGAUACAACUCGUAUUCCAUAUUCAUCGAUUGCUGCCACAAACUUUUACCAAUUCAAUACCUCCAAUUAUUUGAGUGAAUCACUCAAAUCCUUCCUUAAAGAUAGUAAACCUUUACCUGGUGUGCGCACAUUCAAAGGUAACGAGGGCGAGCUUGUGCCCACAAAGGCAUUCCCUCAUAUACUGUCUCUUUUGCAUGAAAAAUUGUCAAAUAAUCAAUAUACAUCUACGAGCUACAUUGCCAAGCUUUUGCGCAAUAUCGAGACCAAUAAUUAUGACAAUUACUCGCAUGGCUUUAUAAAAGAAAGUCUUGCUGAGGCGAAACAACAAGAAGAGGAGAAUGCUCGGUUAUCUGAACCAAUUUUCAGAAUGCGGAAACGAGCUGGUCGUGCCAAUAGAAUGUUUAUAGAUAGACGCGGCCAGCCAAAAGCUCUUGAUGUUGUGGAUGAGUUUAUGAAUAUUCCCGAAGAGGAUGAGUCAUUGAAUGUUUAUGAGAAUCAAACAGAUGCAAUCAAACGGUUGAAGUCCAACUGGAGGUUUGAUUCAGAUAUGCCCGAACUUCAAAAGGGCGAAUACGAUCCAUUUAGUCUUGAUCCAUCAAGGCUCAACAAUAUUAGUGAUGACACACAGGCUAUACGUUUUGGUUCCAUGCUUUUAUCUAAAUCAUAUGGUUUAUUAAAAGAAUCAGUUCAGCAGAAGCAGCAGUCAUAUGUUCAGCAACAACGUAUGAGAGCUUUACAACAGCAACAACAACUUGCCAAUAGACAAUCACAACAAGCUGCUAUAGCUGCUGCCGCCAACAAGAAUAGCAAUAACCUGUCACAGCAGCGUUUGCUGCAAGCACUGCAGGCUCGCAAAUCCCCACAGCCUUCUCUGGCAUCUGCAUCUACACAAAAGAAGCUCAGCUCCAAUGCCAAUCAAACAAAGAUUUCUUCCAACUCUAACUUAGCGAAUUCUAAGCAAUCUUCAACGGCACAAACUUUGAUAAAUAAAGCAACAUCACCCUCUGCACCUGCACCCUCUGCACCUACACCCGCAUCUUCACAAACUGCAGCACCAUCACCAGCUGCACGUGUACCCCCUGCACCAGCACGCAUACAUUGA
Molecule: messenger RNA, 2916 nt
Organism: Lodderomyces elongisporus
Lineage: Eukaryota; Fungi; Ascomycota; Pichiomycetes; Serinales; Debaryomycetaceae
Gene: EPL1
Product: Epl1p
Exons: 1
Coding region: 1-2916 (971 amino acids)
Biological process (GO): regulation of transcription by RNA polymerase II
Cellular component (GO): piccolo histone acetyltransferase complex; NuA4 histone acetyltransferase complex
Source: RefSeq, a predicted model, not a curated record